Molecule: messenger RNA, 1325 nt
Organism: Dermacentor silvarum
Lineage: Eukaryota; Metazoa; Arthropoda; Arachnida; Ixodida; Ixodidae
Exons: 4
Coding region: 180-1106 (308 amino acids)
Source: RefSeq, a predicted model, not a curated record
AUAAAUGAAGGCAUCUUUGCAUUAUUGUUUUUGUAAUAACCAGACGAGUAACUGUGUCAAGUGUUGCAUUUUAAACGACGUAGACCGCACAAUCGGAUGUUUCUGCAAAUUUUGAGCAACAACUGCACAGCAGUAAGCACAAAAUAUUGUGCUUACUGCUGUGUUGAUUUAAGGGGUACAUGCGUGUCCCUUUAGUUUGUUUUGUUAAUAGAAGUUGGAUAUACUUAUAUCUUACAGGCUUGAAGAAGAAGAUGAUCGCCCUCGGGUGGUUGAAACAACAUGGGACUGUAAUCGGGUGGCGAAAGACCGUAAUUCGGCACCUUUAUUGGUGUGCAGUAAACAGUCAUGGCAAUGAAAAGUUGUCUCUGGCAAGAUGGCUGUCUAUUCUCCGCCACAUCGUGAAUGUGCAUGACCACCCUGACCCGCUCCACCCAUCCUGUUUUCACGGCGAGAUGCCAGAACGUGACUGGCUGGUUGAAGGAUCAGAGUCAUUCCAACGCCUGAAAGCAAUUUUGGCAGCACCACACCUUCUGCGGGACCUUCCCCGGGCAUCACACAAGGCCCAGACGUUUGGCCUAGAGGCCUUUCAUAGCCUGCUCAUCCACUUCGCCCCUAAGAGCAGCAAGUUCACCUACGAAGGCAUGCUGGCAAGAACAAAAAUUGCCGCUCUCCAUUACAACGAGAACAGCGGCAGGGACAUACUCACCGACCCCAGUGGUGCAGAGAGAAUUUCACAGAGAUUCUCUCGAGGGGAAAAAGAAUGGACUGUAGUGCCAGUGAAACAGAAUGCAGGCUACGGGUACAUAUCCGUCCUGUUAACCAACGUGAUGGACUGCCUGGGGAAGUGGCCAUCGUUUUCAACUGCUGAGCAAGCAUCUGUGCGAAGGCAUCACGAGACGCUUUCAUCUAAGUAUGGUCCCAAACCACGAAAGGAAGAGGCAAGGAAGAAGCAGUACUCACGCUUUGCGCCUAAGUUAACCAUCAGUCCUGCUGAGAUCAUAAAUAGUGCUCAAAAAGAAAAGGACAGACAUAAGAACAACAACACAUGGCGCUGUGCCAUGUGUUGUCAUUCUUAUGUCUGUCCUUGUCUUUUUAGCGCUAUAUAGGAUCCCAGUAUGACACAUCAACCAGCCUGAAUUACCACUGUGAUCAAUCCAGCAGCCAGACACCCCCAUCACUAUUAAACGGCCCUUUUCAGGGCCACCAAAUGGCUGCCUUGGCGGGUGUGAGCAGAGCAUUGAUCCCAUUCUGCCCUCUUGUGCUGUGUGCGUCUUAUUAGCCUCACUGGAUUCAAACAUACAUUUAGUAUAGAGUACAAGCAACAG